Molecule: messenger RNA, 1418 nt
Organism: Culex quinquefasciatus (southern house mosquito)
Lineage: Eukaryota; Metazoa; Arthropoda; Insecta; Diptera; Culicidae
Product: facilitated trehalose transporter Tret1-2 homolog
Exons: 3
Coding region: 90-1418 (442 amino acids)
Biological process (GO): transmembrane transport
Cellular component (GO): membrane
Molecular function (GO): transmembrane transporter activity
Source: RefSeq, a predicted model, not a curated record
AGGAUCAUGCUGCCAGAAAUCCGAUCGCUCCACUCUUUAGGCAGAUAUUUGCCGCAACUGGGCCGAUCAUAACCAGCGCAGCCGGCGGAAUGACCGUCGGAUUCUCGGCGAUCCUGCUACCCCAGCUCCAGAAGCCAGACAGUCCCAUCCAGAUCGACAGCGAACAGUCUUCGUGGAUCGCCUCGAUGGCACCACUGCUGAUGGCAGCCAGCUGCCUCGUGGGAGGACUGCUGAUGGAAAGGUUUGGCCGCAAGCUGACUCAACUGGUGCUGAACGUAACGUUUGCCGCGGGAUUCUGCCUGCUGUCGAUGGCGUCAUCCUACGAGAUGAUUCUGGCGGGAAGGUUUAUGACUGGUUUCGCCAGCGGCCUCGUUGGGCAACUGACGUCUGUGUAUAUUGCGGAAACGUCCGAUCCCAAGUAUCGAGGAAACUUGUCGGCUGGAUUCUCGUUUGCUGUUUCGUUUGGAGUUUUGAUAUCUCAUCUGUUUGGGACAUUUCUGCACUGGAAAAUCGCUGCCUUGUGCUGUUCGUUCUUUAUGGUGGUCAGUUACGUGUUUGUAGUGUUCAGUCCAGAGAGUCCGCCGUGGUUACUAUCAAAAGGUCGAUCAAGUGAAGCCGAAGAAGCUUUCUGUUGGCUCAGGGGAGAUGAUUCAGAAGCUAUAAAAGAAUUUAACGACAUGGUUUCCAAGUACACUAACGGAGAUUCACUGAAAACCAAACCAACAUUGCUUCAAAACCUGUCUACACCGGAAUUUUACCGACCACUCACGAUACUGUUGAUAUUCUUCUUCGUGUCACAAUUCGCCGGAGUUCACAUUGUAUCGUUCUACUCGGUAUCCAUCAUACACAGCAUCCUCGGAUCAAAUAUGAACGAAUACCUGGCGAUGAUCAUCGUGGACAUCGUAAGAGUUAUAGCUUCGUUGAUUCCCUGUGUCCUGCUAAAGGUUACCAGAAGACGACCCCUAGCGAUGUGGAGCGGCUGUGGAACUACCAUAAGCCUAGCUGGACUCUCCAUCUUCCUGCACUUCCGUAUCCCGCAACAACUAACCUGGAUCUCAAAAGUCUUCCUUCUAAGCUACAUCGUCUUCAUCAACAUCGGUCUGUUCCCCCUUCCGUGGUGCAUGGCCGGUGAAACUUUCCCGCAGGUCACGCGCGAGAUUGGAUCCGCAAUGACGACUUCCUUCAAUUUUCUGUCCUUUUUCGUGGUGAUCAAGACCGGUCCGCUGCUGUUCGACAGCGUUGGCACCGAUGGAGCAUUUAUGAUUUACGGAGGCAUUUCUUUGGUUGGUACGCUGGUUCUGUACGCGAUCUUGCCGGAAACGAAGGAUCGCACGCUGCAAGAGAUCGAGGAAGCUUUCAAGCUGAGGUGGCGAACUGUGGAAGAAGACAGUGCUUCGGGGCAGCAGGUUAAGGCGUAA